Molecule: messenger RNA, 850 nt
Organism: Fusarium redolens
Lineage: Eukaryota; Fungi; Ascomycota; Sordariomycetes; Hypocreales; Nectriaceae
Exons: 2
Coding region: 156-374 (72 amino acids)
Source: RefSeq, a predicted model, not a curated record
GGAACAAGGGGAUUGAAAAUUACUAGGUAUGUGAUAGCUUUCUGUUGUUUCCGUCUGUUUUCCCGUCCACUUUGCAAGCGACUUUUUGAAAUGAGCAAAACCGACACCAAAGUGAGGCCUACUGGCAAGAUAUCAAAGGCCAAGAAAGCCAGUCCAUGUUUGUAGUGAAUGCCAAAAGGUACAUUUAUCUAAUCGAACUACGGCAGGUAAUUAAUUACGAACACAAUCAGGUAUACACUCGAGCUGAACAUCCGAGACGGCAUCAGGCUUCACACCAAGAGCCUCAGUUCGAAUGUCCGGUAUGUCAAAGGCGUUUUCAUCGCAAGGACCUACUAGAAAGACACUACAAGCGGUCAGUCAUACCAACUCCAUGAUAUGACAAUUCUGACAGUAGGUUCGUGUCAAACAUGAGGAAGGCAUGGAGUAGCCGGCUAUUUCGGGUCACACGAGUUGAAUUUGAAAUGUACAGGGAGCCCAUUUGCAACUGAUGGUUGAAAAUAAUUUAACAGUAUGGCUUGGCAAUUUAGGUUCGGAGUCUUUUGUUUGUGGCACUAUUUCCAUUGAUUCUUGCAACUCCACUCUGAAGGCGCAAACAGGGCGCUAGGUCCGCAGGGGAGUUGAAAGCUGACAAGACAGGGAUCCGAGCUAACGUAGGCGGGCGCACAAAGUGAGCCGAUCUCUUAUUGAUCGACAAUGCACACUCAACCGAGGACAUGCAAUCUUUGCUAGCGAUGCAUGGUGAUUGACUCAAAGGACUUUAGCGUCUUCUGGCAGGUGCAUAUGCCUGGGCUCCCUCAGCUGGCACCGUGGCUUAGUCACCUGCGACGCGAGCUUGGACAUGUUGGCGAUA